ACGGACACAACAGUAAUGUGGUACUCCGUCACACGUGGACUGCAACCUCAAUAUUCAACUGUUUUCGUUUUCGUAGUAACCAUAUUACAUAAACAAUAUAUCAUCAUGUCAUCGUAUAAACUAACAUACUUCAACGUAACUGGAUUGGGCGAACCUAUUAGAUUCUUGCUGUCCUACUUGAACAUUGAUUUCGAAGAUGUUCGUUUUGAACUUGAACAAUGGCCAUCGAUCAAACGUAGUAAGUAACCAUAAAUACCAAUUUGUAA
Sipha flava (yellow sugarcane aphid) is the source of this 266-nucleotide messenger RNA. Its product is annotated as glutathione S-transferase-like. The record is from RefSeq and is a predicted model, not a curated record. NCBI's taxonomy places the organism in Eukaryota, Metazoa, Arthropoda, Insecta, Hemiptera, Aphididae. The coding region runs from base 16 to 246 and encodes 76 amino acids. The transcript is spliced from 3 exons.